AUGCGACAGAAAAGAGAGGGGGUGGUGCCCCAAAGGCUUCCCCUCUGGGGUCAUCUUGAGCUUUGCUUCAAUCCAAAGCCACUCCCUUCCGCCUCAGGACUUCUAGUUCUUUCUCUCUCGCCCCCAAGCACCACCAUUACAGCUGAAUCUUGUGAAAUCUCUCUACGUACUCUUAACCACCAAAGACUCCAGGCCUGGGCUCCUCAAGCUUUUGCGCAGCAGACAGCUGCCUCUGCACUCUGGCUUCGCCCGGUCACCCCCGCCCAGGUCUCUCCGAGCUCCGACGCUCGCCGCACACUACGUGACUCCCGGUGGCCGCACAUCUGCGGCGACUUUUGGGAAAUGGAUGGUCGGGGGUCUAACCCCCGCACCCGGGUCCCGCGCGGCCCCAAAGGACGGGGGACCCUCUUUCUCUCCGGGGCGCUGCUGGUUUUCUUUGAGCACCCGGGGUGCCCUCCGCGAACGAAGGACCUGUCCCAGCCCUUGAGAGCUUGGCGUCGCCUGCCAAGACCCCCACCAGACACACAGACACACAAACACACACACACACACCCCAAGGCUUCCUGUCUCAGUUUCCGGCCGCCCACCGGGAACCCACAACCGCAGCCCUGCGAACCCCUGCACCGGCGAACCUCCCCUCGCCGCACCCCAAACAAGCAGGGCCGGCAGCUGCAGGCAUCCGGGUGGGUGGUAAACGGAAGCAGAGGAAGCAGGGGUCAUCAAGGGGCUGGAGGAACUGGAGACACCAGCCAAAGGCGAGGCGCUGGGGCGCUAAGCACGCAGGGGCUGGGGUGGCGCGGGCCAAGGCUGCCCCGCGGCCGGAGCGCCCACCGUUCUGAGCGUGACUCGGCCACCUUCCUGUUCCAGGUGCUCUUGACUAGUGCCGUCCGCGAGCCAAGGACCUUUCCCAGCCCCAGAGAGCCUGGCGUCACCUCCGCCCCGCCCCACACCACCCCAAGUCUUCCAGCCCCACUUUCCGGCCGCCCACCCGGAGCGCACAGCCCCAGUCCUGCGAGCCGCCGCACCAGCGCGCCUUCCCCUCGCUGCACCCCUAACAAGCAGGGGAGGGUGCUGGGCGCCACCGCGUUCCUACUUACCCGCUGCCCAUCCCGGCCUCCUCGCUGUACUCACCGAAAACUCGUGGAGCCUGGGACGAGACUGCACCUCAUCCUCAAGAGACCGCCGGGGAGAAGGAGUCACCCCAGCCACCGAGGAAAAACACGGCUGAGCCAUAGCUUCAGUCUCCAGGGCUGCCCAAAGAAGCCUAAGGAAGCAGUGUGUCUGGGCUCAGAAGGUAAAAUGUUCCAGGCCUCUUGGGGUGUCAAAAAUCAACAAAGGGCAGAAUGGUGGGGAACUGGACCAUCCUAGACGAUAUUUGAUGCAGAGGUGUGGGUUUGACCCCAGGCCCGGUGCAGUGUGUUAAAGGAUCGCAGCACCAGGUCCAGUGGUGGCUCGCAAUAAAAACCACAAUGAGUGAGCCUUUUAAAAUAUCAAACAUCUGUUGUUUCCUGUCAGAUAAGUUAUAAUUAUAUGAACCAUUUUGGAAAAUAACAUAUGUAGUUUGUAACCAAGUGCUGCUAUAAUUUCAAAAAGUACUUCUUCAUGUUUUUGUCAUGGCAUAUAUAUAGCACCUGGAAAUAUUUGGCACCUAGGAUAAAGUUGAGGGUCGAGGAGAAGUUUGUAGCGCAUGGUUUUAAAAAUCAUUACCUUUUAGUAGUAUUAUUAUUAUGAUAAGUUGAUUAAUAUGAUUAUUAUGAUAAAACACAGUGUACAAGAAAAUGGUAAAUAUUGAAUGGCAUACAAUGUCCAGGUACAACACUUUCAGACUUUUGAUAAACUUGAGGGUUUUUAAUAUCAGUGAGGGUUUUCUAAUAUCAGCGUGGUUAUAUUAUGACUCAUUCUUAUUGGUAGAGUAAAAAACAAAAACAAAAAACUUGAGUUCACUGAAAAGAACUGAAUUCACUGUGCAAUACUUCUUUUGAAGCCAGGAACUGUAUUAUAAGACCAUAAUUCUUGAUGUUUCUUAACAUUCCAGAAUUAGCCAUGUUGCAUUCAUGUUUCAGAAUGUAUCCACUUUACCCUGGCAAGAUCUGGGGGCUGGGAUCCAGCAAAGCCUUGUUGUUUACCAGGAUUGAUUGUCUUCAACAGAAGAAAAAACUCUGCACUAGCACAAAUUUAAAAAGGAUGGAGAAAGGGAACAUUUCCCAACUCAUUUCUGAGACUAAAAUUACUCUGACACGAAACCUAAAAGCGAUUUUUCAAAAAGAAAAACCACAGGCUAAUCUCAUUUAUGAACAGUAAUGCAAAUAUGCAAGUAUUCUGAGUGAAAUAUUAGGAAAGUGAAACCAUAUAUAUAUGAAAUGAUGGGUAGGUAGAUGAUAGAUAGGUCGAUAGAUAAAUAGAUAAUUAAGACCAAAUUGGGUGUAUCUUAGGGACAAAUUGACCAGUGUAACUCCAUGCAUAAAAAGUAUGAAAGACAAAAAAGAAAGUAUGAAAGACAAAACUCAACAGAUAUUAUAAAACAUUCUAUGGGAGCUUUCUGGAGGUGAAGUGAGUUAAGGAUAUGUUGUCACUGCUGUGGAGAGGGCUCAAUCCCUGGCCUGGGAAACUUCAGCAUACUGACAGCAUGGGAAAAAAAUUACAAAUAUUCAGUAUUCACUCAUGCUAAUUUUUUUAAUCCACUCAUAAGGAUCUUGCCAUCUACCCCUGGAUCCAGCCUCUAAGUUAAUCUGUCCAACAAGAAUCAAAAGAUUUUAGUUAUAUGUAAAAUAUCAUAGACUUGAAGUCCCGCAGUAAUUUCCAGUAACAAAAAGAUAACUGGGAGUUCCCGUCGUGGCUCAGUGGUUAAUGAAUCCAACUAGGAAC
Messenger RNA from Phacochoerus africanus (Common warthog), 2865 nucleotides. RefSeq lists its product as uncharacterized. Bases 1 to 1368 code for a protein of 455 amino acids. The record is from RefSeq and is a predicted model, not a curated record. The transcript is spliced from 4 exons. Lineage: Eukaryota; Metazoa; Chordata; Mammalia; Artiodactyla; Suidae.